This is a messenger RNA of Caenorhabditis auriculariae, 1114 nucleotides long. Lineage: Eukaryota; Metazoa; Nematoda; Chromadorea; Rhabditida; Rhabditidae. The record is from the annotation of a GenBank genome assembly.
AUGGAAGAAGGGAAAAUUGUACUAAUUGGAAAUGAAACAGAUUUACUUCAUUGUGGGUACAGUCAUGCUAUCAAGGAUUCAGGAAAAAGGUCAGUUCACGGCUACAAGCGAUCUUUGGUUUCAUAGCUAGUUUUUACAGAUAUCCAAGUGCUGUUCAUUACACACAUUCGAUGAUUCUCCAACAGUUAAGUGUUGAUGAAACAGUCGUUGACGAACUACUAUGCACGUCUAGUUAUGACGUUCCUGAGAAGGUUUAGCUUUUUUCGUUAUCAUUUGGCAAUUUCAGAUGUUCGUAUCAAAAAAAAAAGGAUUUGGUGCGUAUAAUUUUUUUUUUCCAAUUUUUUCAUGUGUUCUCCUUUGCACCAUUAAAUUUUCAGGCAAGGCAGCUCUUAACUCAUAAUAUGCCACCGGGCCAUGACAUGAAUUCUCUCGCGUCUUAUUUGCAAAGUAGUCGACAGUCUUACACAAUGCAAGGCCUACGACUACGGGUUGAACAAGACCACGGUUAUUCUGCUCUUAAAAUUUAAACUUAUCCACUUUCAAGAGUUCGAAAAAGCUCUGAUGGACACGAAGGAAGCAUUGCUGAUAGUUUGCGAUCCGAGAGAUAGUGAGCUGGGAAUAGGUAAAACCAAAGUUGAUUACUUGUAUUCAAUUUUUGAUUUCCAGGAAUGGAUGAAAAAACGUUUGUCGAGUGGAUGGCUCGAGAAAAAGUGGACACUAAAAUGAUUGGUUAUUGGAUGCGUAAUGAUCACUCGAGGCCUGCAGACCUGGGUCAAAAUCAACUAGGGUGCCGUUUAUAAAUUAUUUAUAGUGAAAUUUUGUAUAUUUCUGACAAAUUUUUAGUUUCAGUUUUCUAUUAUACUUUUGUCAAGGUUUUUCCUCAUGUGGCUUCGCUAUGAAGUUCGAGAGAAACGGAAAGCUGCGUUAUUGGUUCGUGAAGUCCGUCAAGUUAAUGGACUAUCUACCGAUAAAGAGGACCAACCAGUGAAAAUUUCUGUCAAUGAUCUCAUAAUUUCUCUCCAAGUGAGAAAUUUGUGAUUUUUUUUUUCAUUAAAUGUUUCAUUUUAAGGGUAUAUUCCGUCCGUUGAGCAAUUAUUAUCCACUACCUUUUUGA